Molecule: messenger RNA, 309 nt
Organism: Histoplasma capsulatum G186AR
Lineage: Eukaryota; Fungi; Ascomycota; Eurotiomycetes; Onygenales; Ajellomycetaceae
Exons: 1
Coding region: 1-309 (102 amino acids)
Source: RefSeq, a predicted model, not a curated record
AUGUUCAAGGUAACACGGAGCGAAGCAAAUAGGAAUUUAAUCUUACUUGCAUUGGUGCUUGUCCCCAUUGUUCUCCUGUUCGCUAUAUUUGCAACAGCUCUGGCGUGCUCAGAGUACUGGAGCCUAUAUCGGGAACGGCGACGUCUCCGGCGUGCUGGAAAUAACGGCUAUUCAAAAAGAAUUCAUUCAAACGCACCCUGGUUAUCGUCAUCAUCAGAGUCGUCAAACACGUCGAGAAAGACAUCCGAGUCCAGCGACGGUGACGCAGAUAUGUACAUGAAGCCGGUCCUGUUGAGGGAACACGUCUAA